AACAUCCCGGAUGUCGCGGCAGAUCAUCUCGCCUCUCUCUCGGUUAGAAGGCGCUUCGGUGAAGUUUGGAGUUGUACAACAUCUCGUGAGUUUGAGGUGGGCGCUCCUCUGUGGAGGCCAUGAACGCGAGGACACGUCUCCAGAGAUGAAGUCGACGCGGCUUCUCAUCUCCGUUACUCGGACAGACGUUUCCUCCCCAGACUAGAGUCGAGAUCAAGUCGCCGCUGGAGCUCUCGCCUAACACGGCAGCGAGGAUGGACAGCGACAGGACCUAAGUAGACAGCAUGUCUGCUGGUGAGUUCAUCGAGCUGCGUGACCUGAGCGCAGGUGUGGAUCGGAUCGAGCUGACCCGCUCACGUUCGCCGUGUUCGCCUCCACGUCUGGAGAGAGCCAACGCUGUGAGGAUCAGCGCGGGAAAAGUUCCCGACCUGCUCAGCCGUGUGGGCAUCAUCAGAGUGCUGAGCAGCGACCAGGACCCCCAGCCCCCUGAGGAGAGCGGGGAGGGGCACAACUUCCAGCCCUGCAGCAACGCUCAGCCCACAUGGUGUGACCUGUGCGGGGACUUCAUCUGGGGCCUGUACAAGCAGAGCCUGCGCUGUGUCAACUGCAAAUUCACGUGCCACUACCGCUGCCGAGCUCUGAUCAAACUCGACUGCAGCUGGGAUCAAGGAUCCUCGGUGGAUCAGACGUGUUUUGUGGAGUUCUCCAUAGAAACAGACACAAAUGUGGAUGAGAAGCAGGAGGCUGGUGGAAAGCAGGAGUUAACAUCUGCAGAUAUCCAGAAGAAGGUGAAGGAAUACAAUGCUCAGAUCAACAGCAAUCUGUUCAUGAAUGUGAACAAGGAUGGCUCCUACACCGGCUUCAUUAAAGUGCAGUUCAAGCUGGCCCGACCCGUGUCGGUCAAUCCGCCCAAGAAAGGAGGAGCCGGACGCGACGGGGGAGCCAAAAAAGCCAAUGGCGUCAAACGGCGUACCUCAUUCUACAUGCCGAAGGACGCGUCCAAGCACCUGCACAUCAGCUCUCGUACUUCUGCGCGUGAGGUCAUCGAGGCUCUUCUGAAGAAGUUCACUGUGGUGGACAAUCCUGCCAAGUUCGCUCUGUUCGAGCGCAGCGAGCGUCACGACCAAGUUUACCUUCGGAAGCUGUCAGACACUGACCACCCCCUGCCCCUGCGUCUGUCUGCUGGACCCAAUGAGAAGGCCCUCAGCUUCGUUCUGAAGGAGAAUGAAACCGGAGAAGUCAAUUGGCACGCCUUUUCCAUGCCAGAGCUGAAGAACUUCCUCCGUAUCCUGCAGCGCGAAGAAGAGGAGCACAUCAAGCAGCUGGUGCAGCGCUACGCUCUGGCUCGCACCAAGAUGCAGGAGGCCCUGAGGGGCUCCACUCCAGGUUGAGACCACACCAUGCUGGGGGUUAAAUGUGCACCGAAUGGCUGGACUGUCAUCAGAUGGAGAUGAUGCCCAGUUACUGCUGCAUCCAAGGAACCCAGAAGAUGAAAAAAAGAACCCUACCCAAAAAGCCUCUUCAGUGAGGAGAGAGCGUGAGGGGGCACCUGGAGAUACAAGAGCGCGAAUGUGCGUGUGAGAUGAUGCGAAAGAUGAGAAGUGCCUUACACCUGGAGAGUCUGAGAGUCUGUGAGGAGAGAGAGAGAAGUGAGCAAUGGCAGAUGAGACUGUGGUCGAUGUUCCUUUAUCUAUGCACUUCAACUGGUUCACUUUAUGCCUCUGUCAGUAUGGAAUCUGGCAGUUAUGCAGGAUUGAAAAGCCAUCUGUUAUUAUUUAAUAGCUCCUCUUUAGCACACAGUUGAAUGAUAAAAUGGAAGGCUGCUGUUACACCUUAAUAUGACUUAACAAAUGCAAGGUGUUCACAUAAUUUGUUGUUGACAUUACAGUCAGAGAUACUAAGAAGGAAUUUGCCAACAUUUACUGCUGUGGUGAACCUAUUUUUUUAUUGAUCUGACAAACAUUCCAACCAAAUACAUGAGGUUUAUAUGCAUUUAUUAAUCCCAAAGAACAUUCUCUGAUAAAUCCCUGCUGCAAUUUAACUUUCCAGGUACUGUCCUGCUUUAAAGUGAAGUUUUUGUUGAAGGAAUUGUGAUUUUCAUUUGACCCUUUAUGGAGCCUGCCACGACCUCUUGACACUGUUGAAGCGUGUUUGUCUCUCCACCGUCAAUUUGUGAGUGUGGCUGUUGUAUGGACAAAUGUGUGCAUUAAUGAAUGCCAGAGUCGCUCAAAUUGACUGGAGUUUGUGGAUGAAACUUUACAACAUCACUGGAAGCUGUCAUUCCUAAACUUGCCACUUUUGUUUGUGUUCCACUUUCCUCUACGGAUAUGUUUUCUUGUUCUGUCUCUGUCUUUCUUUCCAAUAA
Messenger RNA from Synchiropus splendidus (mandarinfish), 2365 nucleotides. RefSeq names its product ras association domain-containing protein 1-like. The transcript has 7 exons. The record is from RefSeq and is a predicted model, not a curated record. Gene Ontology annotation, cellular component: nucleus; microtubule cytoskeleton. Bases 285 to 1391 code for a protein of 368 amino acids. Lineage: Eukaryota; Metazoa; Chordata; Actinopteri; Syngnathiformes; Callionymidae. Gene Ontology annotation, biological process: Ras protein signal transduction.